Molecule: messenger RNA, 1710 nt
Organism: Menidia menidia (Atlantic silverside)
Lineage: Eukaryota; Metazoa; Chordata; Actinopteri; Atheriniformes; Atherinopsidae
Source: the annotation of a GenBank genome assembly
CUGCUGAUCGGACCCCUCACUCAUCAUCAGCUGUCUAUCACACCAGCUCGCCACAAGCUCGGCGCCUGCUCCGGGAUGGAGGGAGAGAUGUAUCCCGCGGACGAAGGGCCCUGCGCCCCGAAGACGUGCCGACAGCAGCGAGGUCCGUACGGCUCCCUGAAAACCUUCCAGGGCAGGCGUUCCGCGGGCAGGUCGCGCUUUGACCGCUCCGCCGUGGUCGACGUGCCUCUGUUCGGCGACGGGCAUCCUUUGACUUUUCAUCCUGAGCAGCCUCAUCCCUUCCAGCAGCAGCACCACCAACAAGAGCAGCAGCAGCGGCUGGCGCAGCUUCACCAAAGCAGCGUCGCUAUCAGCAGCAGCCAGCAGCAUCACCCCGCGCCUCAGCAUCAGCACCAGAACCAUCAUCAGCAUCUUCUCCCGUGUGAGACCAGGCCCAGCAGCAGGGUCCCUACAUCCACCUCAGCGGUGGCACCUGCGGGUCCCCGGCAGCCACGCGUCGGAGGCGGGGGAGCAGAGCCCAGAUUCUCCCCGGACUGCACCUACGGGAUCAGCACAGAGAACCGUCUCAUCUUGGACGCGUUUGCGCAGCAGUGCAGCCGAGUGCUCAGCCUCCUCAACAACGGCCGUCUCCUGGAGCCCUCCCCCUCCCCCCUCGCCUCUGACAUUAAGUUGGAAGAGGGUCGAGGCGAGGCCCAGGGUUCUCACUGCGCCUCCCAGGGGAAGCUCAAGUCUGAGGACAGCUCUUCCACCACGGAACCGGACGAGGAGGCCCCACGAAGCCACCUGAACCAGCCGCAGACCUCGGCCAUCCUGCGCAUCUUCACCGACUCCCUGCAGAGCUACCUGCUGUCGGGGCCUCCGCAGCAGGAGCAGGAAGAGCCGGACGGGCAGUGCCCGCCGGCGGAGCCCGGCCCGGCCGCUUCGCCCUCCAGACACAACCUGGGAGGGUGGGGCUCCCCGGCCCCCUCCGAGUCCUACGGCCACCCCUCGUCCACGCUGCCCGAGGAGGACGAGGAGGAGGAGAGCUGCUGCCCGCGCUGCCUGGAGCUGGAGCAGGAGGUGCUGUCUCUGCAGCAGGAGAACGAGGAGCUCCGCAACAAGCUGGAGAACAUUCCAGUUCCCUGUCAAAAUGUUCUGGACUACUUCAAGACGGUUCUUGAGUUUCACAACCAGCUGGUCCAACCGAUGCCUGAGGAGCAGCUGACCGAGGAGGAAGAACGGCAGGCAGAAUUUGAGGGCAGCAAACAGCUUUUGGGGAACUAUCCUCUCUACAUCACCAACAAGCAGUGGGACGAAGCGGUCAACUCCUCCAAGAAAGACGGCCGACGGCUGCUGCGCUACCUGAUCCGCUUCGUGUUCACCACCGACGAGCUCAAGUUCUCCUGCGGUCUGGGCAAAAGGAAGCGCUCGGUGCACUCGGGAGACCCGGGCCUGGAGAGACGGCCGCUCAACCCCGUCAAAGUCAGCUGCCUCAGAGAGUUUAUCCGGACGCACUGCUCCUCAAACCCGGACUGGUGGAUGCCCUCAGAGGAGCAGAUCAACAAAGUGUUCAGUGACGCGGUGGGCCACGCCCGCCAGGGCCGGGCGGUGGGGACCUUCCUGGGCAGCAGCGGCAGCAGCACCAGCAGCCUCUACAUGGACGGCUUCGACGGCCAUCUGUCCCAGGACGAGCUCUAUUUGAAUAGAUGCCAGAACGGUCAGUCGGACUGA